GAAGGAGGCAGAUAAGUUUGCUUACAUAGUCAUACACUCAUACAUACAAAAUGAAAAGAGCUUUAAAUUUUUAGCCACUGUAUCCAACUGGUUAGAGGGGACCUAACCAAACAGUAAUAAAUACACCAUAAAGAGAUCCCCUCAUAGAUUCACACUCUUUUUUAAUCCCCCAUUUACCACUUUCUUCACAAAUGCCUCCGUUUCUUGAUCUUUUAAGUGUAGCCCACUAAUGCUAGUAGUACAUUCUUGAUAUUCUUGAUUCUUGAUUCUUGAUACUUCAAAUGGGCUGUUGUGUAAGCACAGAUGACGGGAGUUCAAGAAAAUCAAGAAAAGCUCAGAAUUUUCAAGUGGGAUCUGAUCAGUUCUUGAAAUUUAACAAAAUUCAAGAAAGUAGAGCUCCACCUUCUGUUGAAGAAGAGACUGUUAAAGAAAUACUCUCCGUUGAAACUCCUAUAUUCAAGAAUUCGUUUCAAGAAACUCGAAACCAUGUUCACAAGAAAAUACCCAUUGAUCAGAAGCCAUUUCUUGAAGAAGACGCUGACCGUGAGAAAAAGAUCAAGAAUCAUCACCCGGUGAUGAUUUUCCGGGGAGAAGACACCGCCGCCGAUGUGUCUGAACAAGAAGUUUCAGAGGUUUGUAGUGUGAGCGUAAGUGAAACAGUAUCGACGACAACUUUUAAUAAUGAGAAACACGGUGACGAUGAUGAAGAAGAGGAAGUGAAGCAGAGAGUUAGAAAAUCUCCGGUGGCAAGAUUGCCGAUUAACCGGGAUUUUGUUCCAAGAAAAGACCGGUUUUUGGUUGGUAAGUCGCCCAACCGGAGAACGGAGCAGUCGCCGGAUAAACGGAACAAUCUUGUCGGUCGUAACAGUGGUUGUGGUGGAGGAGGUGCAAUGAGGUUAGUUCAAAGUAAAGACUCGGGUAAUUAUCAUCAGGCGGGAAGAAGCGGGUUGAGAUCCGACCCGAAUAGGAAAGACCCGGGUGAGAGAUCCGGAAGGAGGUCAAGGUCACCUGCUACUAAUAGAUCUGUAAUGGGUCGGAGUCCAUCGGUAAAGAGGACGAACGGGUCCCCGGGUCGGUUCAGAACUGAUCCGUCGGGGAGUAUGGGUGGCAGUUCAAGUAAUGGUGGUGGCCGUGGUGGUGAUAGUUCAACAAAUGAGUCGUUGGAGAACCCACUUGUGUCACUUGAAUGUUUCAUCUUUCUUUAGAGGAAAAUGGUAUAUUCCGGUCGAAUAUUUUGGCCGGAAUUAGUUUAAAUUUAAGGGUAAAUUAAUGGUUCAUUUAUGUAAGCUAAGUUUGUUUAUUUGAGGGGCUAUUUAUAUUGUUAAUUUACCUCUUGUGAAUAUUAAUUAAGGUCCAUUUGAUGAUGAGGAAAAUAUGUGCAAAAUGCAAAUUCUGUUAAUUUGACAUUUAUUUCACUUUUUUUUCCUUCGUUA
Mercurialis annua (annual mercury) is the source of this 1433-nucleotide messenger RNA. RefSeq lists its product as uncharacterized. The coding region runs from base 282 to 1205 and encodes 307 amino acids. The transcript has a single exon. NCBI's taxonomy places the organism in Eukaryota, Viridiplantae, Streptophyta, Magnoliopsida, Malpighiales, Euphorbiaceae. The record is from RefSeq and is a predicted model, not a curated record.